Messenger RNA from Solanum tuberosum (potato), 2027 nucleotides. RefSeq names its product UBP1-associated protein 2B-like. Gene Ontology annotation, molecular function: RNA binding. NCBI's taxonomy places the organism in Eukaryota, Viridiplantae, Streptophyta, Magnoliopsida, Solanales, Solanaceae. Bases 118 to 1419 code for a protein of 433 amino acids. The transcript has 3 exons. The record is from RefSeq and is a predicted model, not a curated record.
UCCUCAUUGAUAAAAACAAGGUGAAUCAUCAAAAGCAGACUCCAAAACCCUGCUGCCCUCUUUUCCCUUCGUGUUUAAGCAAAAAUCUCACUCAAAAAUCCUUACCUUCAAGCUCCCAUGGCUGCUAACAACGAGGUGAAAAAGCGAAAGCUUGUCAAGAAGGCACCAGAUUCCAUUGCUACGCCCUCUAAAAUCAACAAGAAUCAGCCGCAGCAGCAGCAAAAAACACCCAAAUCCAAUUUUUCUAACCCACCCAAUUCCGAUUCCGAUUCCGAUUCCGACUCCGACCCAUUACCGGUGAAAAUUCAGAAACUUCUCGAACCUUUCUCAAAGGAUCAACUGGUUUCCCUAGCGGUGGAUACCGCAGCUGCUCUCCCUGCUUUUUACGAGCUUAUCCAGUCAAACGCUGAUAAAGACAUCAGCCACAGGAAAAUCUUCGUUUAUGGGUUGGCGCGUGAGACCACGCGUCCGGCGCUGCUGUCCGUCUUUGAACCGUAUGGGGAGAUUGAGGAAUGCAACGUUGUGAUGGAUCAUGCUACUGGAAAGGCUAAAGGGUAUGCUUUUGUUCUGUUUAAAACUAGGAAAUCAGCUGCGAAAGCGCUGAAAGAGCCUCAGAAGAUGAUCAACAAUCGUUUGGCUUCGUGUAAGUUGGCUUCAAUGAAAGAGACUGCUGUUUCUGGGACUAAUGAAUUUGGUAACCGGAAGAUCUAUGUGAGUAAUGUGCCGAAGGAUGUGAAUUCAGAGAAAUUGAGGAGCUUUUUUGCUAAGUUUGGGGAAAUUGAGUCUGGACCAAUGGGAUUUGAUCCAUCAACUGGGAAAUCAAAAGGGUAUGCUUUGUUUGUGUACAAAACUGUGGAGGCGGCGAAGAAAUGUCUGGAAAAACCCUCUAAGAUUUUUGAGGGGAGGCAAUUGCAUUGCAAGAAGGCGGCUGAGGGAAAAGUUGGUGGUGGAGCGGCUAGUAUCACCACGGAGGUUGUACAGCAGUCACUGCUGGCAAUGCCACCAGGGCAAGGUGUGUAUGCUCCAGUUGCUGCUGGUCACAGUAUGGGGAUGUUGGGUCAGAACGCGGAUGUGCCGAUGAUGAAUCCGUUUUAUGGUGGAGUACUUGCUAAUCCGUAUGGAGCGUAUGGGAAUCCAUUCGUAGGAGUUGGUGGUUUCGGGCAGCAAAUGGGUGGUGGAAUGGGGAUUGCAGCAGGAUAUGGUGGGAGGUUAGAUGGUUUAGGUGGGGGUGUUUCAGGUUUAGGGGCUUAUGGUGGUGCUGGUAGCAGCACAGGUGGGUCUACUGGGGGUUUAGGGGCAUAUGGUGGUGUUGGUAGCAGCACAGGUGGGUCUACUGGGGGUUUAGGGGCAUAUGGGGGAGUUGGUGGCAGCACAGGGGGUUCUACUGGGGGUUUAGGGGCAUUAUGGUGGUGUUGGUAGCCGCACAGGGGGUUCUACUGGGGGUUUAGCGGCAUAUGGUGGUGUUGGUAGCCGCACAGGUGGUUCUACUGGGGGGUUAGGGGCAUAUGGUGGGGUUGGUAGCAGCACAGGUGGUUCUACUGGGGGUUUAGGGGCAUUAUGGUGGUGUUGGUAGCCGCACAGGGGGUUCUACUGGGGGUUUAGGGGCAUAUGGUGGUGUUGGUGGCAGCACAGGUGGUUCUACUGGGGGAGUGGUGCCCGGCUUAUUGCAGCUCUACAAGCAGGUUGGCCAACCUUCAUCUGCAAAGCAUCCGGGAAGCAGUGGCUACCCGUCGCACUUCAGAUGAACAACGCCUGACCAUGAUGAAACGAAGUCAUUGAAGCAUCUGAUGAGUGUCUAAGGGUCAGUCUUUGUCAGUGGCUUGGGUUUUAUCGGAUUUGUAGCGAUAUGUUUCUUAUAUCUUUACUUUCAUACAAUCCAUACUUCUUACUGAUAAGCCAAGUUCCUAUAGAACUUGCUAAGAUAAUGCCGUAUGCAUUACCCUUCUCUUUGGUGGAUAUAUUCCUUCUAGACUUGUUUUGAAGUGGAUUUGUCAAAAAAAAAAAUCUUGCUCUUAUAUUUGCUCCAA